CUGUAGAACAGUAAAACCUUGGUUUACAGCAAGAUGAUAUAGUAUUUGUUUGUUUUGGAGAGCGGGAAGGAGAGAGAAAGAGGAAGUAGAGUAGAGAGCGAAAGAGAGGGAAUGAGAGGGUGUGUUUGAGAGGUAAGGGUGACAGGAAGAAACUUGACUGUGAGGAGAGUCAGAGAGGGAGAAAGAAAGAGAGCGUGAGAGAGAGAGGAGGAAGUCUAACACAGCUACUGAAACAUGUCAGCUGUUGGGUAAGUGAGACUGAAGAAGACAAAUAGGUAAUAGAGAAAAGGUGUGAGAGACAGAGAGAGAGAGGCAGGGUCAGGGUGUAUGCAUGCCAGCGUGAUGGAGAGACCCUCCUGUCUCUCACGGAGCAGCAAGAUGAACAGCUACAUCACCAAUGCCCUCUCUGACUUCUUCUUCAAGUAUGAGACCCCCCGCCAGGUGCUGGUGCGGAACAGGAGAGUGGGGGUCGUGUGCCGAUUGAUUCAGCUGGGGGUCCUGGCUUACAUCAUCGGUUGGGUGUUUAUCUAUGAGAAAGGCUACCAGUCGACAGACACGGCCGUGAGUUCUGUCUUUACGAAGAUGAAAGGGGUGGGCUACACCAACGUGGAUGGAGAGGAGAGGGUCUGGGACAUGGUCGACUACGUCUUCCCUGUACAGGGAGACUCAUCUUUUGUGGUGAUGACCAAUUACAUUAUAACCAAAGGUCAGAAGAUGGGAAAAUGUCCUGAGCUCACAGAACCCAGGUAUCUCUGCAACUCUGACUCAGACUGUGAAAGAGGGAUAAUAGAACGUACGGGACAUGGACAUAUGACAGGGAAGUGUGUGGGGAACACAACCAAGACGUGUGAGGUUGUAGCCUGGUGCCCUGUGGAAGAUGACCACACAAUCCCAGAUCCCGCACUUUUGAUGUCGGCAGAGAACUACACACUGUUCAUCAAAAACUCUGUCACCUUUCCAGCAUAUGGUGUUAAGAGGAGUAACCUUGUAGAAGGUAUCGGCAAUCAGUACAUCAAGAGUUGUGUGUAUGACCCGACAACGUCCCCACUGUGUCCCAUUUUCAGACUGGGUGACUUGGUACAGCUGUCUGGCUUCAACUUCUCCACCAUAGCCAAAGUGGGCGGGGCAAUUGGUAUCGUCAUCGACUGGACCUGUAACCUGGACUAUGACCAGUCAGAGUGUAAACCGGUCUACACCUUCCACGGUCUCUAUGGAAAUCCCAAUGAGACAGACACGGCUAGAGCGUCUGUUGGAUACAACUUCCGGUAUGCGAAGCAUUAUAUGGAGGACAAACAGGAAAAAAGAACACUUCUGAAAGUGUUUGGGAUUCGAUUUGACAUCAUUGUUCGUUCAGUGGCCAGAAAAUUUGAUAUCAUCCCAACACUAACAGCUAUAGGGUCUGGCGUUGGAAUCUUUGGAGUGGCGACUGUAGUGUGCGAUCUGAUCCUUCUGUAUCUACUACCAAAGAGGGAGUUCUACAACAACAUGAAAUUCAAGGUCACAGAAACAGUAGAGCAGCUAUUCUCUUUAAAGAGGCUAAAUGAGACGGGAAGACCGUUGGUUUUUUAUUUGCAGUGCGACAACCUGAGGCUGGGUAUAAACACGUUCAUCUAUUACAUCCCCGACGUCUAUGCAGGACCACAAGUCUCAGCCAAUAUAAUCCUACAACAUAAAGAACCUUUAGACGUGUUCUCGUCAGAAAAAUAAGUAUCCAAGGAGUGAUCCUAAAAAGGGCAGAUUCAUGACUCUUGGGCUCCAGACAGCAGAAACAGGUGGAUCCGGCUCCAACUCUGCAGAACACAGACUCCAGGCUGUACUGCCAUGCAAAGGACACUUGGACAGGAAAAUAGUCUCAAACAACAUUCUUCUCUCUUCAGCUCAAUUAUUCAACUGCUAAUUAUUUAUACCUUCAAAUCUUGGCAACAGACCUCAAAUGAUGCUAUCUGUUUUGGAGAUAAACCGAGAUAAAUACAGGAUAUUAUUCUUUCAGAGACAGAAGCAGCUGCGCUCCUUUGUUCGCCUCAUAAUAAGAAUAAGAAUACCCUAACCCUAAAAGCACUGUUCUCUCAACAUUGCAGAAUUAACACUGAGUGUUGGUUCAUUACCUCAAAGCUCCAUGGUUUAUAACACAUUUUUAGCAGCCCUUCUACUUUAUGGGAGAACCACCGAUUUCCAACUUGAUAUGACCAUUAUAACACAGUUCCAUAACAUGUUUAUAACACGGUUAUUUAUACUUUAUGGUAGCACCACCCAUUUCCAACCUCUUCCAUCGGCACAGAGCCCUCAAUGUUGUCUUCAAGAGACAACACUAGAAGGACUACUGGUGGGGUACUUCACUUUGAAAGACAAAUAAUUAUGUAUUUUAGGUUAAAUCUUUCUCAUUUACUGUUUGCGAUUGCCAUGUGAAUUCAAUAAACCAUGUUCUGAGUUUAGGUUUUACUCUUGUAUGCCCUUUUACAGGUGACUUACAAAAUACAAAUGUAUUCAAAAAUGA
This is a messenger RNA of Oncorhynchus gorbuscha (pink salmon), 2494 nucleotides long. Its product is annotated as P2X purinoceptor 1-like. Gene Ontology annotation, biological process: monoatomic cation transmembrane transport; response to ATP. Gene Ontology annotation, cellular component: nuclear inner membrane; plasma membrane. The transcript is spliced from 14 exons. Bases 328 to 1707 code for a protein of 459 amino acids. The record is from RefSeq and is a predicted model, not a curated record. Lineage: Eukaryota; Metazoa; Chordata; Actinopteri; Salmoniformes; Salmonidae. Gene Ontology annotation, molecular function: purinergic nucleotide receptor activity; extracellularly ATP-gated monoatomic cation channel activity.